Propithecus coquereli (Coquerel's sifaka) is the source of this 2235-nucleotide messenger RNA. RefSeq names its product DNA polymerase theta-like. Lineage: Eukaryota; Metazoa; Chordata; Mammalia; Primates; Indriidae. The annotation marks the transcript as partial. The transcript has a single exon. The record is from RefSeq and is a predicted model, not a curated record.
AUGCGAACUAUUUGGGUGACUGGCAAAAAAGGUUUAACUGAAAGGGAAGCAGCAGCCCUUAUAGUGGAAGAAGCCAGAAUGAUUCUGCAGCAGGACUUAGUUGAAAUGGGAGUGCAAUGGAAUCCAUAUUCCCUUUUAAAUUCUAGCACGCAUUCAUUGACCAGUAGUGAGUCAGAAGUGAAGGAACAUACUUUUAUACCCCAAACUAAGAGAUCUCGUAAAAGAUUAACAUCAAAGAGCAAAAGUAACAUGAUAGUUAGUGAUUCUUAUGUUAAGCAUUCACCAAAUACAGUACAAGAUUUAGAUAAAAGUAGAGAGCACAUAAGUUCUUUUUAUUGUACAUUCCAGGAUAGGAAUCAAGAACGUCAGAGACAUUCGAUCUUCAGAGCAAGAAAACAGGCUUCCUUGGACUUAAAUAAAGACAAGACAAGAACCUCUCUGAAUGAUGGAAAAACAAGCACUAAGAAAGUUGUUCAGACUUUCUCAUUUGAGAAAACAAAGAUGGCAGCUUUGAAUUUCAGUUCAGAAAAGAUGAGCACAUCUUUUCAAUCUUGGAAACAUAAUAAGCAUCUGAAACAAACUAGGGACAGUAGCCCUCUGAAAGACUCUGGAAUGUAUAGAAUUGACUUACAAGGACAGACUAGUCCUAUUCUUUGUGAAGACUCAUUUACCUUAGAUGAGAAGAAUAUGGAAUUUAGAAGUCCAGGGCCAUUUGCUAAAAAUGUAUCCUUUUGUGCUGAGGAAAAAUGUAACAAAACAUUAUUCCCAUUACAAAUAAAGCAAAGUUGUUCAAGGAACAGAACAAUAACUAAUGAUACUCUUGUGGAACAUUGUAUCACAGGAUCCCAGAGUAAAAACAUGGAUUGUCAAGCCACUAGGGCGGUUAGUGAAAAUGGAAGAGGAUUAGGUGUUGUUGAGACAGAAAAAAUAAAUGAAGUGCUGCUACAAAAUGAUUCAGAAAACCAGAAUGUUUAUGUGAAACACCAUGACACUUAUCCAAUUAACCACUGCCCAGAAAAGCAAUCUAAUAAACAGACAAACACUUAUACCAAACAGAAAAACAUAGUAGAGAGACAAAUGCCCUGUGAGGCAGUCAGUAGUUAUAUGAAUAGAGACUCAAAUGUUACGACUAUUGAAUGUGAAAGUAUAAAGUUUAAUACUGAGGAAAAGAAACUAAAUCAUUUUCAGACAUUAGGAGAUAAUAUAAACAAAACUGAGAUACCCAGUGAAAUACUUGUGUCAACUGGAACAUUUGGUAAAUUAGGAGGCCAGCAUGAGAAUUUUCUAAAUACCUCUAGAAUACGAGGAAAAACAGACCCUUAUGCAACAAACAAAACUAAUCAUGUUUCUGACUUAGGGUUAGUCCUCUGUGAUUUUGAAGAUAGUUUCUACCUGGAUACUCAGUCAGAGAAAAUAAUACAACAGAUGGCAACUGAAAAUGCCAAACAAGGAGCAAAAGGCACCAACCUGGCAGCAGGGAUGAUGCAGAAGAGCUUAGACAAACAGAACUUGAUUAGCUCUUUUCAGAAUGAAUUUCAUAUUACUUUCCCUGGUGAACAGCAUUCUCCAGGAAGGACUCAUAUAGAUCAUUUGAGCUUUAAGACUGUAGGUACUAUGAAACAAAGCACUGAUUCUCAUGGGGUUGAUAUCCUGACUCCAGAAAACCCAAUUUUUCAUUCUCCAAUACUAUUGGAGGAAAAUGCUCUUUGUUUUAAAGGGAAUGAACUUUCUGUUACUGACUCCCAAUUAAAUAGUUUUCUUCAAGAUUAUCAAACACAAGAAACUGUGAAACCAGUCACACCUCUGCUUCCUCAAAAGAGAACUCCCACUGGUAUAGAAGGAAAAUGUCUGCCAGUUCAUGAAACAAGUCUGAAUAUGAGUGAUAGUUUACUAUUUGACAGUUUCAGUGAAGACUACCUAGUAAAAGAACAACCACCUGAUAUGCAAGCAAAAGAACCCCUUCCUUCUGAAAUAACAUCAAACCAUUUCAGUGAUUCUCUGUGUUUACAACAAGAAGGCCCAAUUAAACAAUCAAAUACGAAGAAGAAUGAAGAUAUCCAGCAGCAAUUGACUUGUUUCAGUGAUGAAUCUAUUAUGUUUUCAGAAAUGGAUUCUGUUCAGAUGGUUGAAGCUUUGGACAGUGUAGGUGUAUCUUCUGUCCAAGAGAAACAUAAUACUGUAGUAUCUCUUAAAGCAUUAGAACUAAGUGAUCCAGUGAUUGUAGGUAAUGACCAC